This is a messenger RNA of Colletotrichum truncatum, 888 nucleotides long. RefSeq names its product aldo keto reductase. NCBI's taxonomy places the organism in Eukaryota, Fungi, Ascomycota, Sordariomycetes, Glomerellales, Glomerellaceae. The record is from RefSeq and is a predicted model, not a curated record. Gene Ontology annotation, molecular function: oxidoreductase activity.
AUGGCGGCAUCGCUCACUUUCCAGUCGAAGCAGAAGCUUACCAGCGGCUAUGAAAUCCCCGUACUGGGAUACGGCCUCUGGAAGACUCCCCCUGAGCAGGCCGAGGAAGUGGUCACUGAGGCUCUGAAGGUCGGGUAUCGCCAUAUCGACUCGGCCGCCUCGUACAAGAACGAGGCCGGUUGCGGAAGCGCCAUCCGCCAAGCAAAGGACAUCCCCCGGUCCGACAUCUUCUUCACUUCCAAGGUCCGCUACAUCCACUAUGACGGCGCCAAGGACCAAGUCGAGGCGACUCUGAAGGAGACCGGUCUUGAGUACAUCGAUCUCAUGCUCCUUCACUGCCCCUACGGCGGUUCCGAGGGUCGCAAGGGCGCCUGGAAAGCCCUCGUUGAGGCUAAGGAGGCCGGUAAGGUGCGCUCCAUCGGUGUCAGCAACUACGGCGUGCACCAUCUCGACGAGCUUGAGACGCACAUCAAGGAGCUCGAGGCCGAGCGUGGUGGUCCCGGCAAGGGUGGCGCCAUUGACGUCGCGCAAUAUGAAAUCCACCCUUGGUGUGCCAGAAACGAUAUCGUUCAGUGGUUGCAGAAGCGCAACGUCGCCAUUGAGGCCUACAGCCCCCUCGUUCGAGGAGAGAGAUGGGGCGAGAAGAACCUCAAGGCCCUGGCUGAUAAGCACGGCAAGUCCGAGGCUCAGAUUCUUCUGCGCUGGAGUCUUCAGAAGGGAUACAUUCCCCUGCCCAAGAGUGUUACUCCUGCCCGAAUCCGCGCCAAUACCGAGAUCUACGACUUCCAGUUGUCCGACGAUGACAUGAAGUCUCUCGAGACCGAUGAGUACGCCCCAGUCUGUUGGGACCCGACCGUCAGCCCGCUGGACGGACCCAAGAGCGGUUGA